Spodoptera litura is the source of this 3303-nucleotide messenger RNA. The record is from RefSeq and is a predicted model, not a curated record. Lineage: Eukaryota; Metazoa; Arthropoda; Insecta; Lepidoptera; Noctuidae.
AUGUAUAUUCUGCAUUUAUCCUGUAUAUUCUUGUUCGCGCCGGUUUUAUCCGGUUCGCUUAGUUCGCGGGUUGUGUAUAAAGUAGGAGUCCUUAUGGCUUCUCGUUUGGACUCCCCUUUUGACCUGGAGCGCUGUGGUCCAGCUGUGGAUUUGGCCUUAGAUAAGGUCAACGAGAAGUUUCUCGCUCAUCAUGGCAUUGAGCUGCAGAAGGUGCAAGGAAGCUAUCCAUCCUGCUCAGGAGCUAUAGCUCCGGGGUUGGCUGCAGACAUGCACUUCAAGGACGACGUGAUUGCCUUUAUAGGACCAGCCUGUGCCUUCGCCCUGGAGCCAGUAGCCAGGCUGGCAGCCUACUGGAACACACCUAUCAUUACUGGGAUGGGAGACCAACCCCCAUCUGAAGGAGAACUGGCUGCCCCAGCUAGUGUGGUCAGUCGUAUGCAUCGCCUCAGAAAUCUGCGCAAAGGCACUAGACCACAAACGUUGUUCAAUGAUAAAGGCAAGUAUCCGACGUUGACAAGGAUGUCGUACUGCCAGUGUCGCCUGCCUCGUGUCUUCAGCAGCGUGUUCGAGAGGUUCGGCUGGGCACACGUCGCGUUACUGCUUGACAAGUCGGACCUCUUCUCUUUAACUGUCGGUAAAAGUCUGGAGUGGGGACUUCGGAAGAAAGGAGUCUUGAAAGCAGUGAGGGAACUGGACGGCAACGAGAGGGAAUCUUGCGAAGCACUACUCAAAGAUGUCAGCAUGUAUGCUAGAGUGGUAAUCCUGAGCGUGCGUGGCUCACUCGUGCGUGAAUUCCUAUUGGCUGCGCAUACACUUGGCAUGACGCGAGGGGAUUGGGCCUUUCUGGAUGUCGAAAUAUUUCAGGGAGGGUAUUGGGGCGAGACAGGCUGGGCAGCUGAUGAUGAGAGGGACACUGCAGCGCGAGCAGCCUAUGAAGCCCUACUCCGAGUCUCCCUGAAGCUACCCACGGGAGACAGGUUCGAUGAAUUUGCUGAUGCUGUUAGAGCCAGAGCCAAGCAGCACUAUAACUACUCAUUCUCUGAUGGUGAAGAGGUCAAUUUCUUCAUCGGUGCAUUCUACGAUGGGGUGUAUCUAUUGGGUAUGGCGCUGAAUGAGACCUUGACGGAAGGUGGAGACAUCAGGGAUGGGAGAAACAUCACCAGGCGUAUGUGGGGACGAGACUUUCAUGGCAUAACAGGCCACGUGCGCAUCGAUGCUGUGGGGGACAGAGAUGCAGACUACGCUAUCUUGGAUCUAGAUCCUGUUACUGGAAAAUUUGAGGUGGUGGCAUUCUUCCACGGCCUCAAUAGCAGCUACAAGCCAGUCCCAGGUAAAGCUAUCCACUGGCCAGGGGGUCGCCGGGGUCCACCCCCAGACACCCCUCGCUGCGGGUUCCUGUGGAACGACCCCAUGUGCCAGGGUGGUUUACUGCAGGCUCGAAUAGACGCCGAGCUGAACAAUACUUCCUGGCGAGUUAGACCGGAGGAGGUACUGGUCGAGGUUGGAACUGGAAUUGGAGCCAGUCCAGCUUUACACAGUAUCAAUGAAGUACUCAAGCUUUCGCUGGGUUGGAGUGCUCGUGGCAGUACCGGAGCAGCAUCUACCCUGGGCACUCCAUCACUCACCCUGUCUUCCUUCACCGUGGGCCUCUAUAAAGGGAACAGGGUGGCAGUGAAGAAAAUUCACAGGAAAAAGUUGGAUCUUAAUAAGAAAUUACUCUGGGAGAUUAAACAGGCUCGAAAUGUGUCCCACGAGAACACGGCCCGAUUCAUAGGCGCGUGCGUCGAUUGUCCUUUGGUGUUUGUGCUGACGGAGUACUGUCCCAAGGGGUCCCUGAAGGACGUCCUCUCUAAUGAUGAACUGCAGCUGGACUGGAACUUUAGAACGUCUCUGGUGCAUGAUAUUGUGCAGGGUAUGUGCUACUUACAUGGCGGGCUGGGUGCGCACGGCAAGUUACGUUCCUCAAACUGCCUCAUCGAUGGACGCUUCGUGCUGAAGAUCUCCGACUAUGGCCUCAACACGCUAUGCACACCAACCGACCUAAUAAAGGACGACACAUAUUAUUACAAAUUACUAUGGACGGCUCCAGAGCUGGUGGCCAGCAGCAUAUACCCUGGUGCUGCGGCUUCCCUCAAAGGAGAUGUGUACAGCUUCGGCAUUAUACUUGAAGAGAUAGUCCUGAGAGCGGGACCCUUCCAUAAUUAUACCACUUCUAUGUCUAGUAAAGAAAUAGUUGGCCACGUGUGCGCCCGAGAGUCCCCACCAUUUCGACCAGUUGUCAGCGUGGGUGAGGUAGGUGCAGCCGCUGGUGGUGGCGGUGGUGCUGCAGUCGAACUGCUGGACCUGGCCGAGAGGUGCUGGGCAGAGGCUGCCGAUGACAGACCCAGUUUCGAUGCUAUCAAUGCCAAUUAUAUCAAGGGUUAUUGUGACAAUCUAAUGGACGACCUCCUUCGUCGCAUGGAACAAUACGCGAACAACUUGGAAUCACUUGUCGAGGAAAAAACGGAACAAUUGUCGCUGGAGAAGCGGAGGUCUGAAGAGCUACUGUAUCAAGUACUACCGAGGCCUGUAGCCCAGCAGUUGAUGGCCGGUGAAGUGGUACAGCCGGAAAGUUUCGAGUGUGUGACGGUGUACUUCAGCGACAUCGUCGGCUUCACGGAGCUGUGUGCUGCCUCCACUCCCAUGCAGGUGGUGGACCUUCUAAAUGACCUCUACAGCACAUUCGACAGGAUAAUUGGGUUCUAUGAUGUUUAUAAGGUGGAGACAAUAGGCGACGCCUACAUGGUGGUGUCUGGUCUCCCAGAGAGGAACGGUGACCUUCACGCUCGGGAGAUCUGUCUCAUGGCGCUCGCUAUUGUGGAAGCUGUCAGAGGAUUCGUCGUGAGACACAGGCCUACGCAUCGAUUAGAAGUUCGCAUCGGAGUGCACUCGGGCCCCGUCUGCGCCGGAGUAGUAGGGGUCAAGAUGCCCCACUAUUGUUUAUUCGGAGACACCGUGAACACAGCCAGUCGGAUGGAGUCUACGGGACAACCCCUACGCAUCCAUCUAAGCGAAAACACCAGAGCGUUACUGGACCAAUGGGGCACCUUCGUGGUGGAGCGUCGAGGUGAAGUGGAACUCAAGGGCCGCGGGAGGAUGCUCACACACUGGCUGCUGCACUGCUCGGAGCCUGAGGCCAGGCCACCCACACAAGGGCUUCAGCCCCCUCCGCAGUAUCCUAUACUGUUCCCUGCAUUACCACAACCAGCUUUAUCAUUACAAGUUCCUUACUUAGUUGUGGAGCCUCCUACUUUAGCGGCUUGA